AUGAUGAAGAUAUACUAUUACUUAGAUGUAUUUGAGGUUGGAUAUUAAAUAAAAAAACAAUAUUAUGGUUAUUAAAUUUUUAUUUUUUUCUUAACUUUGAUAGUUCAUACCUUUAAUAUAUAGAAAAUUUCUUUAUUAACGACUUUCAGUUCUAAAAAUUAUCACAUUAAACUUAUUAAUAAUUACUGUUUUAUUAAAACAUUUUUAUCAUUUUUAUUAAUAAAUUUUUAAAUGUCUUAAAAUAUUAAUACUACCUACUAAGAGAUUUUGAUUGUUAAUAUUAAAUCCUAACUUAUUUAAAAUCAAUAUUAUACAAUGAAUAUAAUACAGUAGUGUAAACAAAAGUAUUAAGAUCAUUAUUAAAUAAUUUUAAUGAAACAAAUGAAUAAAAUGCUACAAAACAUCUAAUUAAAUGAAUUCAUGGAAAUCGAUGAUUAAAAGUAAAUAAUCCAUUAUGCUAUGGUAAUUGUAGAUAAAUUUUUAUUUUAUUCUAGUAUAUAAUAUAAUCUCAAAAUCAAAGAUAGAGUAGAAAUAAUAAUUGAAUCAUUUUAUUAAAUAUAAUAUAGUGUUUUAUUUUAAGAAGUCAGAACAAUCUAAAAUGAAGUUCAAUUAGUAAUGAUUGUCAGAAAAAUGUUUAUGAAGUGA
Molecule: messenger RNA, 645 nt
Organism: Paramecium sonneborni
Lineage: Eukaryota; Ciliophora; Oligohymenophorea; Peniculida; Parameciidae
Source: the annotation of a GenBank genome assembly